AUGAGCGGACUACCGGAGAGCCAGGACAUGCGACCAGCAGAAAGCAUGAAGCAAACCCAGGGGAUACUCGACGAAAUUUGUCCGGAUCCGUCGCGGAUGAAUAGCAUAAUCACCUCCUCUGUGACGGACAGCAUCAAUGAUGCGACAUCAGCAGACCUCACCGUGGGUGCCAUGGUUUCCCCUGAAGCCUUCGAAUCCCACGUUCCAUCCUAUCUCUUCGCCCACAGCCUGGACACCCUGGAUGCGACUGAUUUCAAUUCGAACCUCGACUGGCUCUUUGAUAAUCUCCCAGGGGAAGAGUCGGCCCAUUUUGUGGACUCAUUCGGUGAAAGAGACUUCAAAUUUCCUUCCGUCCCAUUGGGAGACGCUCCGGGAGCUCAAAGUCCACGGCCAAAUCUGACCGCCGAUCACCAUCUCUUGGAAAAGGCCAACACACCCUCUGUCCAAGGUGCUAACGAUCUGGAUCUUCCGUAUCCUGGACCCCAAGAUAGCUGUGGUCCUGACGAUCCCUGGCCGAUGGAGUGGCAUGCUGAGCCGUCCCAGCCCAUUGUAGAUCUACCCAGCCUAGGUUGCGAUGAAGACGAAAACCCUCACUUGUAUCCUCGCUUUUUCUCGAACGCGUCCUUACACCCAUCCACUGUCGAGGCACUGGCACACCACCUCAGACUUCCAGCCAGCCGCAGUCCUUGGCAAUCCAGCAACUUGGACCGUUUCCCAGACAAAGCAAAGCUCGAUUAUUGUAUCGAUAGGUAUUUUGCUCAGUUUCACCAGUUAUUCCCCUUUAUUCAUCAACCGACUUUUGAUCCCGCCAAGGAUCUUACUGUAACCCUGGCCAUUGCCAGCAUCGGUGCACUCUAUACCCAGCUCUCCGAAGCCGUUUCUUUUUCCAACGCGCUGUCGGAGCUCAACCGCCGGCUACUUUUGUUCCUGGCAGAGUAUGAUCGCAGAUAUGUGCGGACAGAGGCCUAUCUAACAGCUCAGCUCCUCCAAGGCCUCCACGGCUACUACAGUGGAAACAAGCGACUGUUCGAACUGAGCGAAUCGUUUCGGAACAAUCUUGUGCAUCACGCAAAGUGCAUGGGUCUUUUCAGAUACAAGCCAGAACCGAAUAUGACAUCAGCAACAUCACAGAAGUUGGAGGAGCGGUGGAAAAACUGGAUCCGUGAGGAAAAGUUGCGCCGACUGGGCUGGGCCGUCUACGAAUACGAUGCCUCAGUCGCGUACCUACACAAUAAUCGGCCCUUUCUCAGUAUCGGAGAAGUUCACACUAACCUCCCUUGUAUGGCAAACUACUGGAGUGCCGAAUCUGCUCACGCUUGGGCGGCCAUGUUGCAGCCGACAGUGUCCGAUCCGGUGUCCCCGAGGCUCGAAACCCUUAUAAGAGUCUUCUUUGACGGGACUCGGAAACCCGAGGAAAAAGUUCAAGACGAACGACAUCGAUACAUAAUCGUCAGCACAUUGUGCCGGAUGAUCUGGACCCUCAAGGAGAUCAGGUCCUCACCGGUCGUGGAUCUUGUUCCUUAUGGCCCACAAAACACUACCGAGAUUCUUGUCGCGGCGGCUGACAAGUUAAGCAGGUGCCCUCAAACUCUAGCCGCGACUCUUACGACGGCAGAGCUGGCACAUGCUAUGCAUACGCUGCAAGUCGUCUACGUUACCCACCUGUAUGGAGCGGGCGGUCUGAUGAACUGGCUAUAUCCACUCCUUCGCGACGAUUACCUGGCCACUACGACCUUCACUAGCUUGGACCAUUGGGCUAAACAGAACCCCAGGGUAGCAAGGGAGGCGGCCUUCUACAGUGCGCGGAUACUUGCUAUUGCAAGAAUCUACCCGAGUAACUCGCCCAACGAGCCCGCGAUGAUAUUCCAUGCUGGUACCGUGUUGUAUUUCCUUGCGAAGGUUCUGCCAACGAACUUUGGGACAGACAGAGCCGCGGUCUGGCUCGAUCAACUCUCCCCCGGGGACGACGGACCUCCGUCGCCGGUAAAACAGUGGAUUAGUCACGGUGAAUCCUCGAUCGUCUGCAUGCAUGGAGUUCCCUCGUUGCUCUCAGAACAAGGAGGGAAACAUAUUCUCGAUCAGACGGCAGAGCUACUUAAACGUCGACGGGUAUGGGGCAUAGCGGACAGCUUUUUCAAAGUAGUCCUACGGUUGCGCGACCGUACGAAAAAGUCUCUGGAAUGA
Exophiala spinifera is the source of this 2184-nucleotide messenger RNA. RefSeq lists its product as uncharacterized. Gene Ontology annotation, biological process: DNA-templated transcription. The coding region runs from base 1 to 2184 and encodes 727 amino acids. The transcript has 4 exons. Gene Ontology annotation, molecular function: zinc ion binding; DNA binding. Lineage: Eukaryota; Fungi; Ascomycota; Eurotiomycetes; Chaetothyriales; Herpotrichiellaceae. The record is from RefSeq and is a predicted model, not a curated record.